AUGGCCCAAUCGGACCAAUUUGAGUGGGACUUUUACGAUCUGGGGUGCGACUUAAACCCAGGGGAUGGCGCCAGGUACCCCCCCUCCCCCGGUGGCGGUGUUAGGUACGGCCUCUCACCACGCCACACGAGGCGCCUGUCCCAGUGGCUGGCCGGAGACGAGGACUUUAGCAGUCGGUCUGCGUCGUCACACGGUUGGUCGUUAGGUUCUUCUCAGGAUGGCCACACGUACACAAGGCACAACCCAACCACAUGGGCUGAAACACAAGUUCUUCCAAGAGACGGCACCAAAGAUUCUCGUAGAAGCUUCCCUUUGCGUGGUAAAGAUGACCUGAGCGUUCGUGAAAGGCUUCCGUCACGGGGAUCGACGCAGACCGCGGGAGAAAAGCAGAAAGAGGGGACCGCAAAGUUGACAAGAACAGGACAAACCAAGCCAGCAAAGACUACCUUGUUGGAAGAGGAUGGUUGUACUGCUCUCCACCGUGCUGUAGUGGGAGGACAUGUGGAGGUGGUACAGGCUCUCAUAGAGGAAGGUGCCAGCGUGGACAGACAAGAUCAGCAUGGAAACACACCUCUGCAUGAAGCUGCCUGGAACGGAUACAGCAGAACUGUGGAACUCCUGAUCAAAGCUAGAGCCAACAUCCACGCCAAAAAUGAAAAUGGCUUCACCCCUCUGCACCUUGCUGUCCAGAAUGGCCAUUCCCAAAGCUGUAGGAUGUUACUGAUGGGGGGAUGCAUGCCGGACGCCAAGAACAAUUACGGAGACACUGCUUUACACCUGGCUACCAAGUACGGCCAUGUGACCGGGACCAGGAUUCUCCUCAGUGCCAGAUGUCAUGUCAACCAGAGGAACAAGGAUGGACGAACACCCUUACAUAUUGCAGCAAAUUUGGGGCUAAGAAAACUCACCAAGAUCCUAAUAGAGGCCAGUGCAGAUGUCAAUGCAAAAGACAAGGAUGGGAAAACUCCCAUUGAUCUGGCUAGAGACAAGGAGAACCCUGAGUGUAUCCUCAUUAUGACCUCAACUCCUAAAGGGAAGAGAUCUGGCCGAGGGAGAAGUACCCACAGAAAGGACAACAGUAACAUCCGCAGGUCCCACUCCCUCCCUGCUGAUGGAACCAACAACAAGGGCAAGGAACAAGCACCGCAACAAAGAAAGGACAAACCAGUGAAAAGGGUGCAGAUCCAAACUGGUCAGGACAAAACUACCAGGAAACAAACCCCAUCUAUUCAGGUGAAAAGUGCCGCUCACCCAGUAAGGUACAGGGAGUCCCAGGAUAGACUGCGCCAUCGACACCAUCAUCAUCAACAUCAUCAUCACCAGCAUCAGCAGCAGAGUACUUCUGCAGUGAAGGCAGGGAGAAGCUCCCAGCAUCCAGCUCAGAUCCCACCACACCUUCUUCCACAGGCCUUUCCUCAGAUGUACCACAUGGUCCGCGAUCAGAAAGGCAACCUACAAAAGAUCCCAGUGUACCAGUGUUAUGGCUGCACACCUUAUCUACAGCAGAUGGAGAAUAAACUGGAAGCUCACAGGGAGGAACUUCUGGCAGAAAUCGACGACUCACACUGGGCUCUCAACUCACAAAUGCAACAGGUGGAGAGAAAAUGCUCCCAUCAUGCAGCAUGUCUGGACCAGCUGUGCCGCGAGCGCGUCUCCGCAGAGCAGACGGCCUGUCUCCACCGGAUCGACAAGCGCGCCACGCAGGACCGGCGAGAACUGCAGGCGGACACGGACGCCAAGGUGAAAUCCGUCAGGCACUCCUUACAGGCCUGGAUGGAGCAGAAGUAUUCUGAUCUACAGAAUAGACUGGAGAGGGCGACAUUGUCGGACAGGGGUGUAUCAUCAGAUGUCUAUAGGGAGAGUCAGGCAACUACAGACAGAACAUGGUUGGACACUAGUACUUAUCCUCUGGAGAAGGCACAGUCAGAAGGUGUGCUGGACAGGAGGUAUACGUCCCCACACGGGGCGGAUCCUCCAACAGAACACAACCAUCUCCACCCUACUGACGAUGAGAAGCUGGGUACAGUCAUGUGGGUGUCCAGUAGCACGUCAAAUGUGUUCCCCAGGGAUCACGCCGGAGGUCACACCGCGUGGGCAGCCUCCAGGACAGACGGUGUGAGCAGGAGUGGGGACACACUGUCUACCAGACAUCAUGGACAUCCUUCCACAGUCAGAGGAGGGCAGAUUUCAGCCGACCAGGCCAAGAGAACGGCCCACCCAUCCACAGACCAGUAG
Molecule: messenger RNA, 2235 nt
Organism: Branchiostoma floridae (Florida lancelet)
Lineage: Eukaryota; Metazoa; Chordata; Leptocardii; Amphioxiformes; Branchiostomatidae
Product: ankyrin repeat domain-containing protein 6-like
Exons: 13
Coding region: 1-2235 (744 amino acids)
Molecular function (GO): protein binding
Source: RefSeq, a predicted model, not a curated record